Molecule: messenger RNA, 4381 nt
Organism: Sitophilus oryzae (rice weevil)
Lineage: Eukaryota; Metazoa; Arthropoda; Insecta; Coleoptera; Curculionidae
Gene: dsd
Product: attractin
Exons: 18
Coding region: 1-3807 (1268 amino acids)
Cellular component (GO): Golgi apparatus
Molecular function (GO): protein binding
Source: RefSeq, a predicted model, not a curated record
AUGCUGGAACCUUUACAAAUGUUUCUAUUCCUGUUUAAAUCGAAAUACAGGCGAAAAUAUCCGGGUUAUUUGUUGUUCGGGGUGUUCUUGUUUGUAGCGUUUUCUGUAGACUUUGUAUCGGGUAGUUGUGUUGAAGAUGUCCAGUGUGGAGGGAACGGUGUGUGUAGGAAUGAGACUUGUAUAUGUUACGACGGUUGGCAGGGGCCACACUGUCAGUUCUGUGGUGGAAAAGUCAGACUGGGUACUUCCAGGGGUACCAUUCACGAUGGACCUGGUAACUAUUCCCUAACCUCGAAAUGUAGCUGGCUGAUCGACGCUCCGAACCAAACGAUAACGUUGCACAUAGAAGAAUUCGCCACAGAAUGCGGGUGGGAUCACUUGUAUGUCUUUGAUGGUGAUUCUGUCAACUCGCCAUUGUUAGCUGUUUAUAGUGGCUUGAUGUACAAGGACGGUUAUAGUGUUAGAAAAAUUCCUGAAGUGACUGCGACGUCUGGGUCAGCUUUGGUGCAUUUUUUCAGUGAUGAUGCUUAUAAUAUGUCUGGAUUUAACAUUACCUACAGACUGAAUGCUUGUCCAUCUAUGAUAUCAGGAAUAGAUUGUUCGGGAAAUGGUAUUUGCAUUGAUGGUAUCUGUACUUGCGACGGAAAAUGGGAUGGAGCAGCCUGUCACUUAAGAAAAUGCCCUGACGAUUGCGGUGCCAGCGAAAAUAGAGGCGUUUGCGAGCCAGAAAAUGGCUGUCAUUGCAUCGGAGAAUACAAGGGAGACGACUGCAGCCAGCUGGCUAGCCGAGGCUACUGGGAAACUGUCCAGGUCCAGAGUUUCGUUCCACCUGGAUCAGCGUCUCACGGAGCUGUGGUAUGGAAGGAUUCCAUGUACGUCAUUGCCGGUGAGCGAUAUGAGAGAUAUAGAGAACACAGAUACGAUAGGAUCCCUGUUUUAUACAUCUACGAUUUUAAUGGGAACGUGUGGGAAACCCCGCACAUCAACGAGGGUCCCGUGAUGAGAUACGGCCAUUCUACGGUGAUUUACGGAGAUAAGAUCUUUAUUUACGGAGGCGUAGUAGGAAAUAGGGGUCCUACAUCAGAACUUUGGGCUUUCGACAUCAGCGCCAAAACGUGGGAGAAUGUCACUGUCAAAGCAGAAUCCUGUAACGUUAGUUACCUGAUGUGUGGACCGUUAAAAUCAGCAGGACAUACCGCCACUGUUGUCAACAACAACACCAAUAAAAAAGCCGAUAAAAUGGUCAUUAUAUUCGGUCAUUCUCCGCAUUUUGGUUACUUAAAUACGGUGCAGGAAUAUUAUUUUGGUACUAGAGAGUGGCACAUUGUCAACACUGGAGGUUAUCCCGUGAAAGGAGGUUAUGGUCACACGGCUUCCUGGGAUCCACUAACUGAAAAAAUCUACGUUUUUGGUGGAGUUAUUUCUGAGAGCGAAUCGUCCCAGAUUCUGAGCAAGAGUCUGUACUCGUAUGAGCCAAAUGAUCGUGUUUGGACAUUGCUUGCUGACGCUCCAAUGGCUAGGUUUCUCCAUACCUCCACCUUCAUCUCCGGUGGCCUAAUGCUAGUUUUUGGGGGUAACCCCCACAACGACACCUCCCACAGCUACGGUGCCAAAUGCUACGUCAGUGACCUUUUAGCCUACGACGUCCUCUGCGACGACUGGCACGCCAUGCCCGUCAAAUCCGACCUCCGCGUCGACCUAUCCCGUUACGGCCAUUCCGCCGUCACUUUCGAGGACACCCUGUACAUUUACGGCGGUUUCGACGGCCAGAUGCUCAGCGACAUGCUCAAAUACACCCCGGGGGAUUGCCUGUACUUUAACAGUUCCAGUAGUUGUCUGACUGCCAAGCCUGGGAUUAAAUGCGUUUGGGAUAUUAAGAAUUUGAGGUGUCUGCCCGCUAUGAGGGUGCCCAAGGAGGUUCUGAGGGAGGAGAGUCCUUUGGCGAGGUGUGCGGAGAAGAACAGGAGCAGUAUACAGCAGGCGAUAGUGGGGAAUACCGAGAAGUGUCAAAGGAUGGAGGAUUGUCUGAGUUGUGCUCACACCACGGCCGAAUGUAUUUGGUGCGGCGGAGGUUGUAUGCAUCAUAAGCGUUGUAGAACCGGCAACAGCGGUUCUAAUUCGACCGAGACUGCAUUGGCUAGUUACGGGAAGGGUGAUCUAUGUCCACCCGAUCCUAAACCAAUUUGUAGGCAACUGCAUACGUGCACAGCCUGCACUUAUCAACCUUUUUGCAGGUGGAGGUAUGAACAUGCCAAAUGCGUGACUUAUCCUCAGUCAAAUGCGACGGCCGAGGCCAAUGAGCCUGCGCAGUGCCAGAAGGUCUGUUCUGAGUUCACUUCUUGUGUCAACUGCACUCAGGAAGAGUGUAUAUGGUGUCAGAAUGAAGGAAGAUGUGUAGAUAAGAACGCCUAUACUUCGAGUUUUCCAUAUGGCCAGUGCAGGGAAUGGACUACCAUUGGUUCAAAAUGUCGUACCAAAGGAGAUGAAAACUCCCAGUGCAGUUUCUAUAAGACAUGCGGCAAAUGUCGCGACGACCCUGCUUGCGGAUGGUGCGACGAUGGAUCUAAAACAGGCUUGGGUGUAUGUAUGCCUGGAGGCUACGCUGGACCUAACCUACAUGAACAAUCUCUACCUUCUGACACUUGUCCACCUGAAAGAUGGCACUUUACUACAUGUCCAUUAUGUCAGUGUAAUGGACACGCUAAAUGUCGAGGAAACUCUAGUACCUGUGAUAACUGUCAGAAUCUCACUACUGGGCCCCACUGUGAGCACUGCAAGAAAGGCUACUGGGGAUCCCCAGUGAACGGAGGCAAAUGUCAAAAAUGUGAGUGUAAAGGUUACGCCGAUGACUGUCACAGAGAAACCGGGAAGUGUCACUGUAAAACCAAGGGUCUGAUUGGUGAUCAGUGUGAGAAGUGUGACGCUGCAAAUCAUUACAGACCUGAUCCAUGGAACAACGGAUCCUGUUAUUAUGACUUGACUAUAGACUAUCAGUUCACCUUCAACCUGUCGAAGAAAGAAGACAGACAUUUUACGCAGAUAAAUUUUCGAAAUUCCCCUCAAAAGGCUGAUGUUGACGUGGAUUUUUCAGUGUUGUGUCAACCGCCGUCAAGGAUGAACAUAACUAUUAGGAAAUAUAACUCGCCUGAAGAAAAACUAAUUUUUACCGUCCACAAUUGUUCUAAUUUUAGGUAUCGGUUUGCUAAGUCGGACUACGCCUUUGGCAGCGAGAACAACAUUACUCUGACAACCUUCUACGUCUAUGUCUACGAUUUCCAACCGCCGCUAGUGAUCCAAAUAUCCUUUUCGCAAUACCCUAAACUGAACUUGCAACAGUUCUUUAUAACUUUUUCCACGUGUUUCCUGAUGUUGCUCUUCUUCGCAGCGAUCUUGUGGAAAGCGAAACAAAGAUACGACGUAUCCAGACGUAGAAGAAGACUUUUUGUGGAGAUGGAACAGAUGGCUUCUAGGCCUUUCUCACAGGUUCUGGUGGAACUGGAGCAACAGAAACCCAUAGAUCUGAAAGAACUGAACAGUAGAGAACGUAAAAAACGUGAUGCCCCUAGUCCCAUAGCACUGGAGCCUUGCGCAGGUAGCAGGGCUGCAGUUCUGAGUCUCCUGAUCAGAUUGCCCACUGGAGGUGAGCCCUACACUGUGGCGGGACAAUCGGCUGGACUGUCUAUAGCCAGCGCUUUGGUUACGCUGGGGAAUCCCAGGAGACUCAGUAUAGAUCAAAUGAAAACGACCGACACCAAGACGGGGAAGUCCAGAAAGAAUCAGAGUCAGCAUCCAGAUAGUUGUAUUUAAAUGGGCGUUAUAGUUUUGUGUGGGAUUCACAGCGAGUCUUCGGUUAAUUUGUGUUGACUGGAGUGGAAAUGAAGAACAAGUAAGGUAUCUGUGAACUUGUAUUGGACGAUCAGAUAGGACAAGACAUUUAUAAAAAAAAUAAAAGUUGACAGGAAACAUAAUUUGCUUUGAAAUUAAAAUGACAGACUGUAUACUUAUUCGUGUGGAGUUUAUAGGACAGUGUUACUCUUGAGAUGGUUUAAGAAAAAUUGGGAAAUACUACUUCAGAUCACUGAUAUAGAAUGAGAUUCAGUGGUUCUCAAACAGUUGUUAGUUAAACUCCGUGGUAAGAAUAAUUUAACUUUUUUUUUACUAUGUGUAAGUAUAUUUACUUCUGAUCGUUCAAUACACGUUAUACAAUUUUAGAAAAAUAUUGUUCUAGUCCUUCACCGUAUCAAACUGAAUAUAAAAAAACACUAUAUAUAUAUUUUAAGACAACCUAUACAUUCCGAUAUAUGAAGUACACUCGAGUGCAAUAGGUAACUAAGUAGCUGUUCAUGAGCUUACUUGAAUGUUAUUUUUCCCAAAUAAAUAC